This is a messenger RNA of Gamsiella multidivaricata, 245 nucleotides long. RefSeq lists its product as uncharacterized. The record is from RefSeq and is a predicted model, not a curated record. Bases 8 to 241 code for a protein of 77 amino acids. The transcript is spliced from 3 exons. Lineage: Eukaryota; Fungi; Mortierellomycota; Mortierellomycetes; Mortierellales; Mortierellaceae.
GCUGCUGAUGCUGCUGCUGCUGCUCUUAUGGUCGAGUCAAAGCGGUGAUGGACUUAUUGUCAGGCCAGAGUCUAGUGGAUCACAAGAUCUGUUUGACUUUUCUUGCCAGUCAAAGACUUGUUAUGGAGAGUGGGUAGUUGUGCGAGUGGUGAAGCAGGGAAUGAGGAAUAAGGGUGCGGUAAGGAGUGAAUGCGGCGUAUAUGAUGGGUAUAUGAACUGUAGGCGUUUGAUGAAUGAGUAAUAGC